This is a messenger RNA of Micropterus dolomieu (smallmouth bass), 8655 nucleotides long. It is a transcript of the gene tet2, whose product is annotated as tet methylcytosine dioxygenase 2. The transcript has 10 exons. Lineage: Eukaryota; Metazoa; Chordata; Actinopteri; Centrarchiformes; Centrarchidae. Gene Ontology annotation, biological process: myeloid cell differentiation; positive regulation of transcription by RNA polymerase II; oxidative demethylation. The coding region runs from base 372 to 5831 and encodes 1819 amino acids. Gene Ontology annotation, molecular function: DNA 5-methylcytosine dioxygenase activity. The record is from RefSeq and is a predicted model, not a curated record. Gene Ontology annotation, cellular component: nucleus.
AUUUUGUGAUUAUCUGAGUUUGCCAGAAAAGCAACGCUGUUCCCCCUGACCUGCAACAUCAUCUUGCCUACUCUGCGCCUCCGUUGCCUUAAACCAGAAUUACAUUUGAGUGUGCUUCUCAGGCUGGCACACAGCAAACAGCGACACCGGGCUUCUCCUGAUGAUGAGAGCUGACGUCAGACUGGUUUCCAUGAAUAUUGAUGUGGAGGAUAGUCUGUUUCAUAGAAGAACAGAAGGAGGCAAGAUGGCUGCCCUUUAGGAUUUGUUAAAGAGGAGAUCCAGACGGUUUGUUGGAAUUUCUACAAAGUGGAGGGACAUAUAAAGGAGGACGGACAGAGGGCAGCCCUGUGGAUGGACUCUGAGCAGGCCAGAUGGAAACAGAACAGGCCAGACAUGAGACGGAAGAAAGUUUGAUAUUAGCACAAUUUGGCACAUCUCACAACAUCUCUCACAAACUCCAGAAUGGAGGCCAGUCUUCAGAGAGAGAUUCUCUGCAGAUUACUGGGAAUUCUAACUGGAACCAUUACAAGCCCAGCACAGGCGCCAAUUCCAUGAAGAGGCACAGGGAGAACUGCAACAGCCCUGCUUCAGUACAAGGGCUGUUCGAUCAAGGAGCCUACAUGAUGAAUGGAGAAUUAAUGAACGGAGAGUUGAAGCAUGCACUCACUGGGCAGUCCUUACUGGUCCACCAGCCCAAGAAACUUAAAGUAGAUUCUGAGAUGAAAGAAAAUGACAACAUGAGCUCAAGUUUGGAGGACAACUUUCCUGAGUUGACAAAAGCAAACGAAUUUGAAUGCAAUACCUCACAUACAGAGAUUAAGUUAGACAAGAGGAACUGUAAUUUUCCAAAUGGAGAUAUUUUUAGUCUACCAAGGAAUAAACAAGUUUCAAUUCCAAACGGUGCUGUAUCACCUUCCUCAACCAUAGAAAGCACUCCAGGUGAUCUUUUAGAGAAAACUCUGUCUCAGUAUUAUCCUGAGCAAGUGUCAAUUGCACCACAAAAAUCUGGGCCACAGCAAGAUGCUGUCAAUGGUUCAUUGGCAAAUAAGCUGCCCAGUGAAGGUGCUCAACCCCCCUCUUUAACCUCAGGGUGGCCCAAUUUAGCUCCGAUUCCUGACUCACAGCAACAGCAACCUGGGGCAUCAGGCAAUGUUAAAGGAGGCAACAAUUAUAACUCUGUCAACUAUGUAGUGAAUGGAUACUCCAACAAUUUUGAAGCAGACCAGCAGCAGCAACAACAGCAACAGCAGCGGCCACCAUCGUAUUCUGGUCAGGAGCUGUCUCUAGGUCAGCUGCCUGGCAUGAUCUCACCUACAAAUACUGCCAAUAGCUCACAACAUCAAAAUGGCCCAAAGUGUUACCCAGAUGACACAAAUCCUCAAGGUAUCUAUGUGAAAGCCAACCAGGAGUUUAAGCAGAACUCUUUUAUGAAGCGCAGUGCUCCCCUACAAGCAGGAGAGCCAGGUGGAUAUGGAUCCUUUUCCAACUCUGGGAUACAGAAGAUGAGGCAAAAUGAGGAACCCAGGUCUGGUCAACAUCAGCACCAUGGCACUGACAGGGGCCACCAGUAUGGGAUUCAACCCCAGACCUUAAAACAAAAUGCUGGGAACCCACAUGGAGCUGAUAGUACGGGACCCAUGGGGCCCAGUCUCCAGCAACCACACCAUGCUGGGUUAGAAAACGGGACGGAGAAUACGUCUCAGCAGAGAGCCAACUUGUGUUCAACUCCCCACCAGAGAGGCUGGAUAGAGCUGAACUCUUCACAUUCCCAGCAGCAACCAGCAAGUGGCCCAUCAUCCCAGUCACAAGAGCAGGACAUGUGGAGGGGCUUCCCUGGAAAGCCUCAGUCAGAGCAGCAGACAGCUAAACCCCACGUUCACUGCCAGAUGUUGGAGCCAAAUCCAGCACAAAUAUUCCAGACACAGGGAGUUUUUACAGAUAGCAGCCAAGGUUCUAACAGCUUCCAGCAGCAACAGCAAGACUGUCUCCCGGUCCAAAGACACAGUGCUCCAACCCAGCACAACACUGCCCCUGAGUGGCAACAAUCAAAUUCUAAAGCACCACCCGAGAAAAUACCUGAGCAGCAUAACUUCCCCCAAAAUCAGCAAGCAGACAGUCGCUACCAUACCCAGAUGCAGUCAGAGCACUUAAGCGACGACCCUGACCUGCAGGAUAUACUGUCACCUGGGUUUUUAGCAACACAGCAACAACAGCACACUCAUCUUCAACGUCCCCUGUCCCACCCACCACAAUUUGAAGGACAGCAACUCAAGUCUCCUAAUUACAGACCUCACAGUCAGCCUCAGCCAGGUCAGCAGCAGCUUCAACCCAACCAGCCUCUUAGAAACAAUUCUGCUCAGUCCAGCAGCCAACACAUCCAGCAGAGCGACCAUGCAACAUUCAGUUACAAUAACACAACAGAGAUGCAACAACUACAACAUCAAAGGCAGUAUCCACCAAACUCAGGCACAAGUAACCUCAAACAAUUUCAACCACAGCGGCCUAACAACAACUGCCACCAGCCCAACCAUGCGGACAUCACCCAGACCUCCACACAGUCACAACCUCACUUACCACAAGGCACGUUAAACCUACAUGUAUCAACACAGUUGAAUCCUAAAGCUGAACAGCAACUGAAGACAUCAUGCACUCAGUUCCAAAGGGGACCUCGACUACCUCUUGUACCUGUGGUUCCCCAUGGAGACUUUCAGAGGCAUGCAGCCCUGCGUAUGCACUUGUUACAAAGGCAGGAGCGCCAGGGUCCUCUUCAUACCCCACAGACCAUUAGUGACCCUAAACACGGCCUGAGAGCUGUGAAAAUGGAAAACGGACCCAGAUUUGAGCUGCCUGGUUCACUGCAGCAGGAGCUGCAGUUACAGAUGCAAGAGGCAGGCAUAGGUGGAAUUAAAAUCAAACAGGAGAAUCAGCAAUCCCUGUGUGAGCAAAGCAAGACACAGGGAAGCAUUUUGGCCUCUAUGGAACAAAGCCUGAGGCAGUACCAGCUUUCACCUGUGUUUGAGAAGAAAUCCCUUGUUGUCAAUUCAUCAAAUAAAAUCAAGGUGGAAUCUUCUGGGCCUGUCACAAUCUUAUCAACAAAUACUGACCUGAGUGGAGUGGAAACAUCAGCAGCUGCCUCAUGUAAUGUCAAUGUAGCUCUAAAGAAACCACCUGAUUCCACCCCUAAGAAGGAACACCUCCUUCAAAGCUUUAUGGACUCUCCUAUGAAGCUACUGGAUACCCCUAUAAAGAAUCUAUUGGAUACCCCAAUGAAAACACAAUAUGACAUUGCAUCCUGCCAUUGUGUUGAACACAUCAGCGAGAAGGAUGAAGGCCCAUACUACACUCACUUGGGGUCAGCGCCUAAUGUUGCCAGAAUACGAGAAGGGAUGGAGAAAAGGACUGGUCUAACUGGUCGCGCCAUCCGGAUUGAGAAAGUAGUAUACACCGGCAAGGAAGGGAAAAGUACACAGGGGUGCCCCAUAGCCAAAUGGGUGAUUCGUCGAUCCAGUGUGGAAGAAAAGCUACUGGUGUUGGUGCGGGAACGUUCGGGUCACACAUGUGAGACAGCCUGCAUCGUUGUGGUAAUCCUAGUCUGGGAGGGCAUCCUGCCGAGCCUGGCUGACCGCCUCUACCUUGAGCUAAGUGAAACUCUAACAAAGCAUGGAGCCCACACCCAGAGACGCUGUGCUCUCAAUGAGGAGAGGACCUGUGCAUGCCAGGGUUUAGAUCCUGGUGCCUGUGGAGCAUCUUUUUCCUUUGGCUGCUCCUGGAGCAUGUACUACAACGGCUGCAAGUUUGCCCGGAGCAAAAUACCAAGAAAAUUUAAGCUACUAGGAGAUGAUGUGAAAGAGGAAGAGAAAAUAGAGCAGAACUUUCAAAAUCUGGCAACCAUAUUGGCUCCAUUGUAUAAAACCUUGGCACCUGAAGCUUAUGCAAACCAGGUGGAACAUGAACACAGGGCACCAGAUUGUCGUCUGGGACUCAAGGAGGGCCGUCCCUUCUCUGGAGUCACUGCUUGUAUGGACUUCUGUGCCCACGCUCACAGAGACCUACACAACAUGCAGGGUGGCAGCACUGUGGUGUGUACAUUAACAAGGGAAGAUAACCGAGAGAUUGGAAAGAUACCAGAGGAUGAGCAGCUCCAUGUACUGCCUCUUUAUAAGGCUUCCAACACUGAUGAAUUUGGUAGUGAGGAAGGUCAGCAGGAGAAAAUCAAGUCAGGCGCCAUCCAAGUCCUCAGUGCCUUCCGCCGCCAGGUGCGCAUGCUUGCUGAACCCGCCAAAUCUUGCCGGCAAAAAAAGCUGGAUGCCAAGAAGGCAGCUGCCAACAAGAAUGCUACGCUGGACAGCUGUAAUGACAAGGCAGAGAAGGCCCUCCUGGCCAAGUCAAAAGCUGGCACUUAUGAGAAUUCCGCUCAGAGCACUCCUAUGGCAGGACUUAUUCCAGGUGCAAUGGGAGCAACCCUACCGUCAGGUCAGCCAACACACCCCCUUGGGGCCCAUCAUCAGCAACUACAGCAACUACAGCAAUUACAGCAACUACAGCAACAACAGCACCAGAGCAUUCUUCCCCCUUAUCCUGGCUCAACAAAUGCAGCCAGCUACCCCAGGUUCCCCAGCCACUCUGGGUCUUUUCCAAGCACUUCCAAACCAAGCAGCAUGUAUCCCCCUAAGCCACAAACACCAGCCAGCCCUUACCCCUCCCAGCUCCAUGUACCAAACUCUUACAUUAAUGGAUUAAAUCAUCCAUACCCAGGUUAUCAAUGUAAUGGAGGAAUGCCCCUUGACAAUUACCAUCCAUAUUAUGCUUCAAACCCAAAGCACCUGGACAUGUAUCGACAACAGCGGCCAGCGCUUUACUCAGAGCAGCAGUAUGGUGUACAUCAACGUUAUGAGGUCAAUUAUCCACCAAGGUAUGGUGAGCCAGGUUUACAGGUCAAUGGUUACAAUGCCUGCAGCAUGAGGCCAGUUCACUCCAUGAGACCUUAUGUUCCUUACGGUCCUAAUGGAGCCUCAGAACCCCAAUUCAUGGACCCCCUCUCAAGCGCACCCUCAGCCCAUGGAGGUCUAGACUAUACAGCUGCUGUGUGCAAAGGCAAUCAGUUUGGAGGAUACCCAAAUCCAUACCUAUCUCAGAGCCCUCAAAUCUUGCCCCCAGGCCAAGAUCCUUUCCAUAUGCAAAUCAAGACAGAGAUGGGCAUGCCUCACCCGCAGAUGCUUUCCUCUCAGAUAAGUGGUGGGUGUUUAAAUCCUGAAACACAGUCAGGGUUAGGUCUGCCUAAUGGGAACCUUUUGGGCUCUGGUAUUAAGCAGGAGCCUGAAACACCACAGACACCGACAACCCCACAAAAGCCUGAGAUGUGGUCAGACAACGAACACAACUUCUUGGACCCCGACAUUGGGGGUGUGGCAGUGGCACCAAGCCACGGUUCAGUCCUCAUUGAGUGUGCAAAACGGGAGCUCCACGCCACAACACCUCUUAAAAACCCAGACCGCCAACACCCAACACGCAUCUCCUUGGUCUUCUACCAGCACAAAAAUAUGAAUGAGGCCAAACAUGGUUUGGCACUGUGGGAAGCCAAGAUGGCAGAGAAGGCUCGAGAGAAGGAAGAAGACGCAGAGAGAAAUGGUGGUGAGGGGACACCUAGCAAGGGCAAGAAGGGGGUGAAACGUGAACAUCCAGAAUCAUCAGAAACCAUUGGGAAGCCUCCUUAUAAACGUUUUAUCCAGGCACUAAUGGAGGGGUCCUUGUCAUGCACAACAAACACCUAUGUCAGUACAGCUCCGUAUGCCUUCACCAAGGUCACAGGGCCUUACAGUCAGUUUGUGUAGAAAACAUUCAUGAAGAAGAAAAUUGAAGGUGCUUUAUUUAUUAAAGACCACUGGCCUCAUCUAAACACUUCUCAUCUGUAAGGUUAGCAACAGUGUUGCUUAGAAAAAGGAACCUUUCACAUCAGGUCUUUCACCUCUUUAACAAUCAAGCUUUACUAGUUGACCCUACUAAGGAUGUAUUUAUUUUUGUUCGGCAACUUUUGCAAGAUACACACUGUCAAGAUCUCUGGUGCUUACAGCCUCAUACAUAAGGACCUAUUUUUAAUGGAAACAAAGUUUCAUUUUGGUGGCUUUAUUUUUCUUACAAAAUUUUGGAGAUGUAAUCUUGGCAUAAAACACUGACUUUGUAAACGACAACAUUCACGGUGCUAAAGAGUGUGCUUGUUAAUUAUUUUAAUCCAAAUGCCUUCACACUAUAAGCAGAACACACUCUACAAAUGUGACACUCAAUGACACUGAAAAUAUCAUCCCACUGUUGAAUCAUCAGCAUCAUUAUGGUUUUUGGCAAGUCAGUGUUUCUUAGAGCACUUUUUGAUAAUGCAGGUUAAAAGUUUUGGUAAUCUAAAAUCUGGUAAUACUGUAUUGCUACAUUGAGAGUAAUUCAUUUUUAAGCAUCACUAAAAUUAAAUGGAUGAAUUUUUAACAGAGGGUUGAAUGAGCAAUCCAUGAAACUGUUUCAAGUACAUGCAAAAAUACUUUUUAAAACUUUUUAUUAUCAGUGUUGGUGCUUCUUUCACUUUCCUAUGUCAUUUACAUUUUAAAUUGAGCCAUUCUAAUGGUGCAUUUUUAACAUUGAGGAAAAAAUGUUUGUUAUUUUAGCUUUUUCCAGGUUUACUUUAUUGUCAGCGACUGUUUUCAAUGUUCCUUACCUUAGGUUCAUUAAACAAACCUGGACUGUGAAUAUUACAUGUAGUUUUAUGUCUGUGGUGCUUAGUAAAUGUGCUUUUUAUACACUGACGAACAUGAAACAGGGUAAGCUCAGCGUCAGUUUCAGAGGGCAGCUGGCUUGCUGUGGGGUCUUUAAUUAUUGCAAUCUAACUGUAAUAUAAACAGGUGAGAUGUGUACAGUAAGUUAAUUUCCCUUUUUGGAAUUACUGUUAUUUUGUGUUGUAAAGAAUGCUAACAGCCUAUUUCAUUGUAUUUCUUUGGGUUUCAACUGAUUUUAUAUCAUGAGGUGCUAGUCAACCUACUAGAAACAUACAAUGUGAGACUCUUUGGGCAGUGAGAAGGCUUUUAAAUAAUGUACAGUACAAACCUGUCAUAUACCUCAAAACUAGUUUGGCAAUAGGAUUAUAACAUAUUUUCUUUCUUCCUUUGUAUAUUACUUAAAAAAUGUUAAAAGUUAAACUUCAGGCCACCAAAAGGCAUAAAAGUCCAUUUAUUACUUUCUUAUCAAUCUGGUAGAAAGUAUUACUUGAACUUGAAUCUUUGAGGUUACUGUAAAAUCAGGGACAUUUUCAAUGUCUAUUUCAAGUUUGUGUUCAUCUUCAAAACUUGUAUUCAUCUUGUUUUUCUCAUUCAGGUACUUGCCAUUGCAUCCUGAAUCCAAUUUUCGUAUUCUAUACUCUACACAAACAAAAUUUAAUCUGUGAGGAAAAAGAUUCUUUACUGCAAUUUCUUACUUAUAUUUUAGCUAGUAGGAUGGUGGUAAUCUUUUAAACGUAAUCUGAACAUAUAUGCACUGAGUUGACUAAAGGGAAAGUAUAAAAUUGACUAAAUAAAAAAAGUAAUGCAUUUGCUUUUGCUACGAGGCAAAACCAGGGCAGUGAUUAACGUAGGCACUCAUCUUUGUGCCUGUGUAUAGUUAAAUUUAUUUAUAACCACUAAGCAAUUGUAUAAUGAUUUUUCUUCCCUGCCUAUUUGAUUUAAUUAAUGCGGUAUAUAAUGGAAUGACUGUCAUGUUAUAGUAACAACUUACCCCACUCUUUAACAUAUUCAUUUUCUGAAAGCACUUCAUUUCUUUUUUCAGGAAAAAAUAUGUAAUAAAGAAUUACAAAACAUUUUAUUUAAACAGAUUGUAAAUGUGUUUUAAAAAAAAUAAUAAAUUAUGUCACAUUGUACAUACCAAGAACCUGUAUUGCUGGAAUACAACUCAUUCUUUGAUGUUGAUGUAGGUUCUUCUUGUUCUGUCAAAUUGACCCACAACUCCUCUAUCAGCAAUCCUCAUCAUAUCUUUAAAAAUGCUUUUGGCUCUUUCAGGUUCAAAGAAUGAUCAUGGUUAGAUUAUCCAGGAAGUCUUUGUAAAUGUAUGCUCACUGUCACAGCAAUGUUUACUGUUAUAGUAUCCUGUUCGCUCAGACAUUAGAAGUUCUAGUUUUUUUUAACUGUUCCAGUUUUGUAAAAUAAAUACAUAAAAAAUGUUGAAUUUCAUUGUACAGGACCCAGCUACAGUAGCAGGUUGUGGUUAAGAAAGCCAAGGUGUCUAAGAUAUAGCGGGUUAAAAGCAUAGCCAUACUUGAAGAUGCUUCAGAGUGUUUCUGAGUGAGUCAACAUUACUUGAAUGACUUUCUGGGCUUAACUAUAUGUGCUUAGCUCAAAGGUUAAGCUAGCAGUUGAUACACACUUGGUCUUUUUGCAGUUAGACACUAAAGGUGUAAAAAAAAAAAAAAUGUGCAACUUUAUAUCUGUCAUUUUAUUUUUAAGGCCUCCCUUAUUCUCCUGAAGUUUGGUAUGCUACAAAAAAUGGAAUUAAGGAUGGGUAUUAAUACUGUAAGUAUUGUAAUGUACUGAAUGCAGUUUAUUUGAAAGCUGUUUAUUAUAUCAUUCCUGAUAUUGCUGAGAUUUGGGUGUUUUUUUAAUAAAAUUUAUAUUUAUUUAAAGCAAA